GAUGUACUAUUGAGGUCUUUUUGAAACCUGGGCCAGUGGUCUCUGUACUGGGUCGGCCCACACAACCAUUUCUCAAAAACCCUAAAACUCUCCUUUGCCAUCACACUCUUCCGCAUCGUCUCCUGCUCCCUCCCUGUGCUCUCCACAACGUAAUCGGGUUUUGCUGCUACUCGCUUUCUAUCUCUAACAAAUUUACCGAUUAAAGAAUGAGUAGGUCAGGGCAGCCACCGGAUCUUAAAAAAUACAUGGACAAGAAGCUUCAGAUCAAGUUGAAUGCCAAUCGCAUGGUUGUUGGGACUCUUCGGGGGUUCGAUCAGUUCAUGAAUCUAGUUGUUGACAACACUGUGGAAGUAAAUGGAAAUGAGAACAAUGAUAUAGGCAUGGUGGUUAUUAGGGGAAAUAGUGUGGUCACUGUUGAAGCUCUUGAACCUGUUGCCAGAGCACAGUGAGGUGUGUUUUUGUAGUUGGUACUAGUAACUAUAUGAAUUCUUGGCUGGUAUUAGUUUGGACAUAUAACUGUUGUUAUGGGAAGAAAAAUGUUAUGUAAUUUUGGAUUUGAUGUUAAUUAGUUAGGUUCGUUAUACAACUACUCCUUUCCCAUUUCCAGCAUUUAUCCUAGUAUUGUACUUUGAAUCAGAUGAACUAGCUGUGAAUUCUUACUUGGCUUGUCUCCAAUCACAAUCUCUAAAUGUAAUUGAUGUUUUCUUAAA
This is a messenger RNA of Cannabis sativa, 710 nucleotides long. Its product is annotated as probable small nuclear ribonucleoprotein G. The record is from RefSeq and is a predicted model, not a curated record. The transcript has 5 exons. Gene Ontology annotation, cellular component: U2 snRNP; P granule; U5 snRNP. Gene Ontology annotation, molecular function: RNA binding. Bases 207 to 449 code for a protein of 80 amino acids. Gene Ontology annotation, biological process: mRNA splicing, via spliceosome; spliceosomal snRNP assembly. Lineage: Eukaryota; Viridiplantae; Streptophyta; Magnoliopsida; Rosales; Cannabaceae.